GACCCACAUCACCUUAAUUUGUUACCACCAAUGUGUGAAAUUCGGGUUAACCAUGGAUUGGAUUAGAUAACCAUGGGUUAAGCAAAGAGAGUGCACCACCACAUAAGAAGGUUAUCUACAGUCCCAGAAAACACCAAAAUUAUUAAAACAAUCUCUCUAACCCCCAUCCCCUUUUCCCCUUUCCAUCUAUGGACCACUAGACCAUUUUCACUAUUCCAUCUUAAUUGUUCAUGGACAUACCCUCCCCACCCACCACCACCAUCACCACCACAACCACCACCCCCACCACCACAACCACCAAAAACCUUGACCCGGAUGAUCGGAUUCAACCCACCCAUAUCCCAAAACACCUCCCACCACCCUUCACAAAUGGUGUACUCAAGAGGCACAAGCCACACCACCACCACCACCACACCCCAGUUGUGGUGACUUAUAAAGAAUGUUUAAAAAACCACGCCGCAUCCAUGGGCGGACACGCCCUAGACGGAUGCGGCGAAUUCAUGCCUUCACCGAUGUCGAGUCCCACGGACCCGACAUCGAUAAAAUGCGCAGCAUGCGGCUGCCACCGCAACUUUCACCGCCGCGACCCUGAUGGAUCAUUUCCAACCAACCCACCUAUACAACAUGUCAUCGAAUACCAACCCCACCACCGCCACCACCCACCACCACCACCUCACCCGAUCUCCGUCGCCGGAGUUCAAGAAUCCAGCCUAAGUCCGGCAGACUCCCCAUCUCCACCACCGAUCUCCUCCUCAUACUACCCAUCUGCCCCCCACAUGCUCUUAGCUCUGAGCUCCGGCUUACCGGCCCCACCGCCGGAACUACCCAUCUCCGGCGGAUCAAACUCCGCCGGAAAAAAAAGAUUCCGUACAAAAUUCACACAAGAUCAGAAAGAAAAGAUGCAUGAAUUAGCCGAGCGGGUAGGGUGGAAGAUGCAGAAGAAAGACGAGGAUUUAAUCAUCGGAUUUUGCAACGAAAUCGGGGUCGAAAAGGGAGUUUUCAAGGUAUGGAUGCAUAACAACAAGAUGACGUUUGGGAAGAAAGAUGUUAGUCAGCAUAUAGACAGUGGAUCUUCUGGUGGUGGUGGUGUUGAUUUUAUGACAAAUAGCAACCACCAACACCACCACCACCAAGACCACCACCACCAGCAGCAGCCGCAGCAAAACGACAGCGUUAGCAGUGGCGGUGGUAAUGUUACCGGCACUAAUGGGUCAUCGUCAUCUUCUUAAGUAAUUAAUCUUUUAUGGAUAAUAAUGAAUACUUAUUUUAAUUAAUAGAUAGAGCAAGAGAGAAGAAGAACAAGAAUAUGAAAAUGAGGCUGUCGUUUUUUUUUUUUUUUUUUUUUUUUUUUUUUUUUAUAAUUAAGAUUAGUUUACUUAUAUUAGAAUCUUUGGUUGAUUAGUAAAUUAGUUAAUCCUUGUUUUAAUCCAAAUAAGGAAAGUUCUAGCUGAAGUAGGAUUUUAUCCCAAUGAUAUUAUAUUAAAUUAAUCGCUUUUUAAAUUAAUUAAUAUUGUUUAAUCAUCUGAGUUGUUUUGGGAUCCUGAGUAUUAAAUUCGUUUUGACUUGUUUAUUAUUAUAUUUGGUUUGAUUAUUGUGAGAAGGGUUUCAUAUGAUUCAUAAUAAUUUAGUCAUAACAUGAUGUUUGUAUCUAAAACUAGUUGAUGCCCCGCCCGCGUUGCGGGGCGAUAGCCGAAUAAUUCUCAACCAAUUAAAAAAACAGUAUUAUAGUUUUGUUAGGAAAAAAAAAAACGAUGACAAGACCGUAGUUCUGAGCUCAGGGCAAAACUAUAGUUUGUCAGGAUUAAUGAGCGAAUGUUAGGCAGCUCCUUGACAUGGAAAAAAAUUUAAUCCAGUCAACCAAUUAAAAAACACUUUUAUAGUUUUGCUAAAAAAAAACUAAAACGAUAGCAAUACUGUAAUUUGAAGUGAGGGCAAAGUUGUAUUUGUUGACUUGGGUAAAAUCGUAAUUUGCCAAAAGUUAAAGUGAUGGUAAUGCUAUAAAUUUGAAUCGGAGACAAAAUCGUAAUAUAACUAUGCACUAAAGAUAAAAUCGUAAUUUUAAGCUGGGGACAAAACUAUAUUUUUAAUUUAAACUCGGGCAAAAUCAAAAUUUUGAAAUGAUGGCAAAAUCGUAAUUUGAAUUGGGGGGCGAAAGCAUAGUUUUAUUUUGAAGCAGUCGAAAACAUAAAUUUAAACUUAAUGCGAAAUCAUAUUUUUUGAAAAGGGCGAAAAUGCAAAGUCGUCAUUUUUAGUUUGGGCAAAAGCAAAAAUUUAUUUUUAACCGGGGCCAAAAUUGUAGUUGUAAUAUGGGGAAAAUAAUAAUUUUGAACCGAGGGCAAAAUCGUAAUUUUGGGCGAGGGACAAAAACGUAAUUUCUUUUGAAGU
Molecule: messenger RNA, 2385 nt
Organism: Helianthus annuus (common sunflower)
Lineage: Eukaryota; Viridiplantae; Streptophyta; Magnoliopsida; Asterales; Asteraceae
Product: zinc-finger homeodomain protein 10
Exons: 1
Coding region: 231-1229 (332 amino acids)
Biological process (GO): regulation of developmental process; regulation of DNA-templated transcription
Cellular component (GO): nucleus
Molecular function (GO): DNA-binding transcription factor activity; transcription cis-regulatory region binding
Source: RefSeq, a predicted model, not a curated record